Molecule: messenger RNA, 745 nt
Organism: Cuscuta epithymum
Lineage: Eukaryota; Viridiplantae; Streptophyta; Magnoliopsida; Solanales; Convolvulaceae
Source: the annotation of a GenBank genome assembly
CUACGGAGGCUACCAACGCGUCUCUGGCCGCCGCUCUUCAGGUUGGCCUCUCCGUGCUGCAAGAUGAGGCUGCGAGGGACGCUGAUGCCCUCCAAGCUAAGAGUAAAGCGGAUGCCACCUUGAAGAAGGUGCGGGAGGCCGCUCGUCUCCAGGAAAAAGAGUUAGCUGCCAAAGAGAAGGAGCUACAGGCCCCCCUGAAGGCGGCUCGGGAGUCCGUAGAGAAGGUUGCCGCUUUUGAGAAGGCGGGAUUCAAGUCUGUCCCGAUUCUCCCAGCCCCCAAAGACGAGGCCCCUGAAUGGUUCGUUGAUACCUCCGGGUAUGAGAGCUCUCUGGCCUUCAUGGUUGCUGCCCAGAAUUACUGCAGGGGAGCAUUUGGUGAUGUCUUCUUGGCCGAGCUGGAGAGGCAGAAGCCGAAGGAUCGCCUGAAAUUUGGGGUCCGGGUCUUGGAGAGUGCUCCUCUCUCCGAGCAGUUCCUGUAUGACGUUGGGGAUAGCUCCUUCGUCAUUGGCUACAACGAGGGGGUGAAGGUUACCCUGCCCAUAUUCGCCAAGCUCCAAGGCCCCGGCUUCAAUCUGGCUCAGCAUACUGAUGACGCGGAGUUGCUCCGGGCCCUGGGCAAGCUGGAACGUGACGCCCGUCAGGAAGAAGCUAAAGCCAAGGGGGAGACUACAGAGCCCCCAACCCCCGAGCCUGAGGUUGAAGAAGAAGAGGCUGUCCCAGGUGGAUCUCGGCCGGUUUCCCCCAA